Messenger RNA from Morone saxatilis (striped sea-bass), 2901 nucleotides. RefSeq lists its product as uncharacterized. The transcript is spliced from 11 exons. The record is from RefSeq and is a predicted model, not a curated record. Gene Ontology annotation, biological process: proteolysis. Bases 244 to 2607 code for a protein of 787 amino acids. Lineage: Eukaryota; Metazoa; Chordata; Actinopteri; Moronidae. Gene Ontology annotation, molecular function: serine-type endopeptidase activity.
AGUUGCAGACCUAACACUGAUUUGAGCUGGAUAAUUUCAAAGCAAAUGCAAGCUUUCACAAAGGAAAACAUCAUGGAAGGAAGGGGUUAAGGACCUCUGUCCAUUAUGCUGAGAUGGGAGAAUUCAUCAUCCAUCGUUACGUCAUAUUUUUGAGCAGACAGGAAGAUCUGUAGAUAACUCCGAGCUAGUGCUACUUUCUUGGAACUUCUUUGAAAGUUUAUUGCUGUGAACUUGGCAGCCAACAUGCUCACUUUCCUCACAAGGAAAGUGCCCAUGCCCACUUCUCUGGACCCCAUAUUCUACUACCUCCUCUUAAAUCUUUGGUUUUGUGUAACGGCUUGGCCUCACGGGGACAACUGCCCAAGCUCUAAGUGGAGCGUCAUGUGUCGUCCAUGUUGUGAGUACCAGCUGAUCCAGUGUCGGUGUCCCUCAGAAGGGUCGAGGGUAGGCUACACUGUUCCCUGCUGCCGCAAUGCUCUGGAUCAGUGUGACCCCUGUAUCUUUCAUCCAGGCUGCAGUCUGUUUGAGAACUGUAAAACCUGCCACAAUGGAACAUGGAAAGCCAAUGAUGACUUCUUUGUCAAUGGAAAGUAUUGUAGAAAGUGUCGCCAAGGCUGGAGUGGAGGGGACUGUAAAACAUGUGGUGGUGUCAUUCAGCGGUCUCAGGGUCACAUUGCCCUGGAGAGCUACCCAACAAAUGCCCGAUGUGAAUGGACAGUUCAAGUGGAGAGGGACAGCAAGAUCGAGCUGAGGUUUUCACAGCUCAGUCUGGAGUCUGACCAUAACUGUGGUUAUGACUAUGUUGAGGUGCGUGAUGGCCACAGUCUGAGCUCCCCUGUGUUUGGCCGGUUUUGUGGGGACCAGCUGCCUCCUCCAAUAAAAACCUCUGGGAAUGUCUUGCACAUCCUGUUCACCUCAGAUGGCUACAACAACUUUGAUGGCUUUGUUCUCACUUUUCAGGAGAGUUCAGUUUCAGGCAUCAAGAAUCCAGUGUGUUCACUCCCAGAGCAACCAGUGAAUGGAUAUUUGCUGCUUGUACAUGGUCAAAAGGAGGAGCUUGUAUCUGUAAACUACCGGUGCCAUUCAACUUUCACACUGAUCGGCUCCCAGCAGAGGAACUGUCUGCCUAAUGGCACAUGGAGUGGCACUGUUCCCAAAUGUGUAAAAGGCCAAACAAGCAGAGUCCAGUGCCCUCCUCCACCCAAAUUGCUCAAUGGCUACCACAGAUCUGUUCCUCACCAAGCUGGAGGUGCAAAGACAGUUGAGUUUUUCUGCAAAAAGUCCUACAUGCUGAGUGGAAACCACCAGAGUACCUGCGUCUCUAAUGGCUCCUGGAGUGGCAGGCCGCCCAAGUGUGUGAGAGCAUGUCGAGAGCCCAGAGUGUCAGAACUUGUUCGACAAAGUGUUGUGAAGCCACAUCUGAUAUCAAGAGAUAAUCGAGACCAAAGACUCAAAUUCUCAUCCAGGUACAACAUGCACGAUUUGUUGUCAGCUGGUUUUAUUCCACUUACAUUCGACAAACAGUCAAAAAAAGAUGACACUGCCUUUGUGGAGCUUCCUCGUGGCUUUCAUCCAGUCUACACAAGCAUUGAGUACAAGUGUGCCUCCCCGCUGUACCACCACACAGGAAGCUCCCGACGCACAUGUCUGAAGACUGGCAGAUGGAGUGGACGCCAUGUUUCCUGCUCACCAGUGUGUGGCAAAUUCGACACUUUCAGUCUACACAACCUCACAGACACUCAGUGGCCGUGGCAUGCAGCCAUCUAUAUCCGCUCGCCUCCUGAUCAUACUGCCAGCACCCAAAGGCCCCGUGGAUUAACCACAUCUAUCCAGCAGGGGGCCUCAGAGGAGUCCACAUUCUGGUACCUGGCCUGCAGCGGGGCUCUGCUCACCCAGCGUAGUGUCCUGGUGCCAGCUCAGUGUGUGGUAGACAAGGACAUGCAGCAGACCCUUCACCCAGCACAAGUGAAGGUUGUCAUAGGCAUGCGGUACCAGACAUCCAAGGAUCGGCCGAAAAGCCUGCACCACCUCAGGCAGGUUUCAGACAUUUUAGUCCAUCCAAACUUUUACUCUGCACCAGACUCUGAUGUGGCUGUACUCAAGCUAAAAGACAAGGCCAAGAUUAGUGAGAGUGUGUUGCCAGUGUGUCUACCCAAAAUGCAAGGAGGAGAGGUGACAGCGCAGGAGGCUUACACUGCGAGGUGGAUUUUACCAAACGAUUACAGCCACCUGAGCCUCUACACUCCCUUAAGCCAGACGAAACUUGUUGAGUUGGACGAUGUUUCGCAAUGCGAAAGAGAAUUUGCUCAAGGAGGAGCACAUACCACACUGAUUGGUGACAAUACACUGUGUGUCAUUAGGAAGCCGUCCAGUCUUCAAAGCCCUUGUCCCAGCAUUGUUCCAGGCAUCACAACCAUGGCAGCUGUGAUUUCAUCCACAAGUGGUAUCUUGUCAGGACACGAAGGGACUCAGGGAAUCUCCAGCACACACUGGGAGCUUCUUGGUUUAGAGAGUUUCAGCUAUAAAGAAAAUAAUUGCCACCAACAUACUUACACAGUUCAGAUACGAAUAGCCAACUUUCGAGAUUGGAUAGAGAAAAACAUGUAGAUUUUUUUUCUCAAAAUGCCUCAAUUUAACUCUCUUAAAUGGUCAUUUAUUUCCAGUUUUGUAAAUCUCACAGUUGGUGGAAAUGGUGGAGAUGAAGGAGACAGAGAGAACACAACAUUUGCUGUGAUCAUUUUGUGUCAAUAUCAUAUAAGAUGAGAUAUGUUGGCACCCUACCUGUAUCUUUUAUGUGUGCAUGUUAUUGUUCUGUAUUGGGGCUACCCCCACUUCAAACAACUGGAUGUCACCAUGUGUUUGUGAGAAUUAAAUUUGGAAAAUAAAAAUGGUUCUUCUCCA